Molecule: messenger RNA, 2046 nt
Organism: Trichoderma asperellum CBS 433.97
Lineage: Eukaryota; Fungi; Ascomycota; Sordariomycetes; Hypocreales; Hypocreaceae
Biological process (GO): rRNA base methylation; maturation of LSU-rRNA
Cellular component (GO): nucleolus
Molecular function (GO): rRNA (cytosine-C5-)-methyltransferase activity; RNA binding
Source: RefSeq, a predicted model, not a curated record
AUGGGUCAGGGACGUCGCAUGAAGAGAAAGCAGGGCAUGCCCGAUGCCCUGUCCGAGGAGCACUUUGCCAACCUCAAGCGAAGGGCAGGAUUGCCCGUUGAGCCGCCGGUCGAGAAAGCGUCGCUGAGCAAUAAGAAGCGCAAAACCGCCAAGGGCGCCGCCGUAGCGAAGAAGCCGGAGCCUGCGCCCAAGAAGGCCAGUGCGAAGAAGAGCAAUGGAAAGGCCAAGAAACUGCCGGUGCAGGAGCAGGAUUCUGACGACGAAGAGAUGGGUGACGAGUUUGAUCUAGACCAGUUAGAGGACGAUGGGUCCUCUGAUGAAGACGUUUCUUCAGGAGGAAAGAAGAAGAAUAUUUGGUCAGAUGAUGAGAAUGAUAGUGACGAUGCGGAAGAGGACGACUCAGUAUUUGAUUCGGACGACCAGGAAGAGGGCGGCAAGAAGGGCAAAUUCGUCUUCUCCGACGACGAAGACGAGUCUGAUGCCGAGGAAAAGCUCACUGCCGCCAACAUUGCAGGUCUCUCACGGAGACUAGACAAGAAGCUCGCCGAGGACAAGGCAAUUACCGAGACUGAGAUGCAAGAGUCUGCGAUGCAGACGAACAUUGAUGGACCUAAAAUCUUUGGCGAGGAGGAUGAUGAUGAGGACGACGAGUUGACGGAUAAGAGCAAGUCUUUGCUGGCACCAGAUCUACAGCUGCUGAGACAGAGGAUAACGGAUACCAUACGGGUGCUGGAUGACUUUGCCAACUUGGCGGAGGAGGGAAGAUCUAGAGCAGAGUAUACUGCUCAGCUGCUCAAGGAUAUCUGUGCUUACUACGGCUACAGCCCCUACCUGGCUGAGAAGCUCUUCAACCUCUUCACCCCGCGUGAAGCCUUCGCCUUCUUCGAGGCCAACGAGAUGCCCCGUCCCGUCGUCAUCCGAACGAAUACCCUGCGGACGCACCGAAGAGAUCUCGCCCAGGCGCUGAUCAACCGUGGUGUCACGCUUGAGCCCGUGGGCAAGUGGAGCAAAGUCGGCCUGCAGAUUUUCGAGGCCAAUGUUCCUCUGGGUGCUACGCCCGAGUAUCUUGCUGGUCAUUAUAUUAUCCAGGCGGCUGCGUCUUUCUUGCCCGUUAUGGCGCUUUCACCUCAACCGAACGAGCGAGUUCUUGAUAUGGCCUCCGCUCCUGGUGGAAAGACCACUUACUGCUCAGCUAUGAUGAAUAACACUGGCAUCGUCUUCGCUAACGAUCCUAACAAGGAGCGUGCCAAGGGUUUGAUUGGUAACGUUGCUCGUUUGGGAGUCCGUAACGUCAUCGUCUGUAGCUACGAUGGUCGUGAGUUCCCCCGAGUUAUGGGAGGAUUCGAUAGAGUACUUCUCGACGCCCCCUGUUCUGGAACUGGCGUUAUCUCAAAAGACCCUAGCGUCAAGACCAACAAGGAUGAGAAGGAUUUCAUUUCACUGCCUCACAUGCAGAAGCAGCUGUUAUUAUCUGCGAUUGACUCAGUCAACCAUGCUAGUGAGACUGGUGGUUUCCUUGUUUACUCUACAUGCAGUGUUACUGUUGAGGAAAACGAGAGUGUUGUUGCCUACGCCUUGUCUCGUCGUCCCAACGUAAAGCUGGUCGACGCUGGCAUUCCCUUUGGCAAGGAGGGCUUCACCAGCUACAUGGGCAAGAAGUUCCACCCCAGUCUCAAGCUCACCCGCCGAUUCUACCCCCAUGCCCACAACAUUGACGGUUUCUACGUCGCCAAGUUCCAGAAGAUUGGCCCCACGCCGCCCAAUGCCAUUGGUGCUGCCGGUAAGAAGAACGGCAACGCCGCUGCUUCUGGCGAUGAGGAGGUCAUCGACAAGACACCCAUCACAACCGAUGAGGACACCGAGAUGGAAGACAAGUCUACUAAGAAGAAGAGCAAGGGCAAGACUGGCACCGAAAAAUCUGACUUUAGCGCAUUCGACGAGGAGGAAGAUGUCAAGUACAUGGAGAAGGCUAAGAAGAACGCCAUGAGGAGGAGAGGUCUGGAUCCGAAGUCUUUGAAAAAGCCCAAGUCUCAGGAGAAGAAAUGA